This is a messenger RNA of Pistacia vera, 1474 nucleotides long. RefSeq names its product alsin homolog. The transcript has 2 exons. Bases 1 to 1317 code for a protein of 438 amino acids. Lineage: Eukaryota; Viridiplantae; Streptophyta; Magnoliopsida; Sapindales; Anacardiaceae. The record is from RefSeq and is a predicted model, not a curated record.
AUGCAUCAGAAGAAAUCAGAAGUACAGAUCGGAAAAGAAAGCACUGGCGUCUCUUCCGAUUUCAACCCUACUCCACCGCUAUUUGUUUUCCCUUCAAAUAUUCAUCAAAAACAUCAACCUUCAUCUGAAACCACCACUGCUAUUCAAGGAAUUCCUCAAAUUUUGAUUCAAAAUGAUCCUAUUACCCCUUCUCCUUCUCCUUACAAACGUCCUCAACAUUCUUCCUCUCUUUCUAAAUCCCCAACUUUGUAUCAAUUGAAUCCUCCAUUCAAUUCUCACCAACAAAACCAAACUUUUAUUUCCUUUCCAAUUGCUGCUAAAUCCGCUGCUUUUCGUUUCCUUCGCCGUUUUAAACACCUUCGUCGUCUUAGAGUUCAUCUUCGUUUAAUCCUUUUAUUAUCUCUUCCAUUUUUUUAUUUCUUGGUUUCUAAUCCUAGUCAUUCCUUUUUUCUGGAUUUUCUAUCGGCUUUCGCCUUCUCAGCAGCUUUAUUAUUCUCUUUAAACCUUGCACUCCCUCGAUUACCUUCAAUUCGCUUGUUCUUAGCCCGUUCUUUCCCUAUAAAGCUCGCCACAUCUCCUACAAUAACUAAACCCCCUUUACCUGUGUUUUGGUCUAUUGGGUCGCGCCCCAAAUUGGACAAAAGGGUAAAUUCUGGGUGCUGGGUGCAGGUUUAUAGGAACGGGGACGUAUAUGAAGGUGAAUAUCACAAGGGGAAAUGUUCAGGGAGUGGAGUGUAUUAUUAUUACAUGAGUGGGAGAUAUGAAGGGGACUGGGUUGAUGGAAAAUACGAUGGGUAUGGAGUUGAGACUUGGGCGAGAGGAAGCCGUUAUAGAGGGCAAUAUAGGCAGGGCCUUAGGCACGGGUUUGGUGUGUACAGGUUUUAUACUGGAGAUGUUUAUGGAGGAGAGUGGUCUAAUGGCCAGAGUCAUGGUUGUGGAGUUCAUACUUGUGAAGAUGGAAGUCGUUAUGUUGGGGAAUUCAAGUGGGGUGUCAAGCACGGCCUUGGCCAUUACCAUUUCAGAAAUGGGGACACAUAUGCUGGAGAAUAUUUUGCAGACAAGAUGCAUGGUUUUGGUGUCUAUCGUUUUGCCAACGGGCAUCGGUAUGAAGGAGCAUGGCAUGAGGGUAGAAGGCAAGGGCUUGGAAUGUACACAUUUAGAAAUGGGGAAACCCAAUCCGGUCACUGGCAAAAUGGAAUUCUGGAUGUUCCAAGUACACAGAACACCACUCAUCCUGUAUGUCCUGUGGCUGUCUAUCACUCCAAAGUACUCAAUGCAGUCCAGGUAUUUAACUCUUAUAGCUUAAAUUUUAUUUAAUACUUCUGCUAGUGUUAGGGCAUACAUUGUUAGCUACAAUUGUACCUCAUAAAUUUCUAAGAGUGUUACUGUCAUUGCACUGAAUAUCCCCCGUAGUAGAACAUAAUGUGAUUGGAAUAUCUUUAGUUUUGCAUUUAUAGCAAUUUAGUGUGGUAGA